Messenger RNA from Moneuplotes crassus, 1811 nucleotides. The record is from the annotation of a GenBank genome assembly. NCBI's taxonomy places the organism in Eukaryota, Ciliophora, Spirotrichea, Euplotida, Euplotidae.
UUUCACUACCUAGAAAUGAGUGGAGCAAUUGCUAUGGAAGCACCAGAAGUGCCAAUGCCAGCCCCUCCUGAUAAGAAAGGGUCUAAGAAAUGAACUAAUUAAGCCCAAAGCGGGUUUAUCACCUUAAUGAAGAGAAACAAGAAAGCAGCAUUCAAAUCAAGAUGGGAUAAUCAGAAAAAGGGAGAAAAUAUGGGAUUCAAUGAGCCAGAUGAGAAAAUCUUUACACCAAUGCCUUUCUGUUACCUACCCAAGAACAAGACCACUACAGAGAUAGAAAUUCUUAUUCUGAGACAUAGACUUGAGGAUCUUCAGAAAAGACUUGCAGUAGGUGAUUUUGAAAUUAACGAUCCUGAUUUAAGGUCUCCUUCACCGGAAUCAGCGUUUGAUCCACACACGGGGAAACAAGUGAACACAAGGGAGCAAAGAGCUAGAGAUAAAUACACCCGUGAAAAGACCCCUGCGGAUUACAUUCCUCCAGUGAAAAAGAAGAAGAUUCCUCUUCCGGAUGGAGAAACAGGUGAAUCUCCCAUGGUCGGCCUUAUCAUCGGUCCUGGUGGAAAAACCCACAAGGAUUUAGAGAAGAGGAGUAAAUGUAAGAUUUUCAUCAGAGGAAAGGGAGCCAAUACGAAAAGCCGUAUUUAUAAUAGAAAAGAGAAUGAUGAAAGAGAGCCACUCCAUGUCAGCGUAGAAUCCCAGAAUGAAGAAGACCUUGCGGUUGGAGUGAGACUUAUUAAUGAAUUAUUAGAUCCAAGCUCUGAUGUUAAGAAGAACCAACUCAUUGAGAUCGCAGCUAUUAGAGGAACUUUGAGAGAUGACUGGUGCGAAGACUGCGGAGAGAAAGGUCAUAGACGGUUUGAAUGUCCUAAUAAGAUCAAUUCAUGGAAGAAAGUUGAGAUUAUAUGUGAGAUCUGUGGUCAGAAAACGCAUCCAACCAGAGAUUGUCCAAUGAAAAACGCUGGAUUUGAUAAUGAUGUGGAUGAUGAACAAGCUUUGGAUGAUUUUCUUUUAAACUUUCAUAAAAAGAAAGAAGAAAGAAAGGAGCAGUUAGAAAAUGGUAAAAUUGAAGAGGAAGUCAAGAAAGAUUCAGCCUUUUCAGAUGCAGCUAAAAAAGUAUUUAGUAAAAUUGAAAAAGAAGAACCAGGAAUUUUACCAAAGGAUGUAAAACAGAAAGCAAAAGUUUUCAGUAAAGAAGACCGAGAUGAUGAUGAAAAUAAAGAUAGAGUAGUGGCAAUUCGGAAUGAAGAUAGACAUGUGGCUUUGAAUGGUCCAAAACACCCUGCUGCCUCUGUCGAUCCUCUCAAAGAUCUCAGCAGACAUUACAAAGACAGCUACGGUAAACUCCUUGAAAGAGAAGCUCUCGACUUUUACGAUCACUUUGUCAACUCAAACAAUGCUCACCCAAACGGUGCAAACACAGCUGCACCAAGAGCAAUGCCUCCACCACCUCCAGGCUCUACAGCUCCUGCUCAACCUCCAGUACCUCCGAGCCACCCUCCUGCUCCAAAUGGUCAGCCUGCAGCAAGGCCACCAAUGCAUGCUGCUCACCCAUCGAUGCAUGGGCCACCACCUCCACCAAUGGCUGGAGGGUAUGGUCCGGGUCCGAAUCAGAUGGGGCAUCCCCAUCCAUAUGGACAUCCUGGAGGGGCUUAUCCACCACAAUAUGGGCCUCCACCUGCAGGAGGUUAUCCUCUUAACUACCAGAUGCCAUAUCCUCCAUAUGGAUAUCCCCCUCAUCCAUAUGCUCAUCCUCCUCCACCACCACAUCAGCCCCCACAUCCACCACAAAAGCAGCAACAAGAACAGAAGUAGCC